UCAAUCAGAGCGCAAGCGAAAACGCGAUGAUCGCGUCUCCCAACCCCAAGCUUCACCCCACCACUCACAGACAUCCCUUUACAUCAUAGAAAGAUCAAUCAAACUUCACGAUGCUCGCAACACGACUAUUUCGAUCGCAUGCAGCGCGCAAAGCUGUCUUUGCAGGAGUUAGAUCCAUAUCUUCAUUACCAUCGCGAUCUGAACCAAAUAAAUCAUGGACUCCCGUACCAUAUAUCACAGAGACGAUUGUGAGCAGGAUAUAGAACCCUAUGAAUUUGCGAAUAUGUGCUAAUGAGAUAGGGAGGUGGAUGGCGCACUUGUAUGUAUAUUUAUGGGGAAUUGAAUUGUUUGGGAAGUUGCCCGUCACUGACGAGAUGAGGAUUAGCGGAUAUCUUUUCCAAACUGUUACAAGUAUGUUCAGAUUGCCAUUCGGUUUCGUUGAUAGUUUGUUAGAAUAUGCUACUGAUACACAAUAGGAGAGAAUCAUCUGUCUAAACGGCGAAGUAGACUCCUCGCUUUCAGCGGCAGUCGUAGCCCAGCUCCUCUACCUCGAAUCCGAUGCCCCCGAAAAAGCCAUAACACUCUACAUCAACUCGCCGGGGGGCUCCGUAACCGCCGGUCUCGCCAUUUAUGACACAAUGACCUAUAUCAAAUCUCCAGUAUCGACAGUCUGCGUCGGCCAAGCCGCAUCUAUGGGUUCUCUACUUCUCUGUGGCGGAGAACCAGGGAAGAGAUUCUGUUUACCGCAUAGUUCAAUCAUGAUACAUCAACCCAGCGGAGGAUAUUCAGGACAAGCUACGGAUAUUGCCAUCCAUGCUACGGAGAUUUUGAGAGUGAGGAAAAGCUUGAAUGAAAUUUACAAGAGGCAUUUGACGAAGGAACAUAGUUUGGAAGAGAUUGAGAGGAUGAUGGAGAGAGAUAAGUUUUUGAGUGCCCAGGAGGCGUUGGACAUGGGGAUUGUAGAUGAGAUUCUUGAUAGGAGGGAACCGGUGGAGAAGAAGGUGGAUAAUUAGCGGCCAUAGUAUUAUGUGUAAUUUGGAUGGGAUAUUUCGACGGGUUGCUUCUGUAAUGUGCCAUUAAUUAAUGGCCACGGCAUCGAGACUUUGACUGAUACCUUAAAGUAUGCAUAAUGCGAGGCUUGAUCAUACCCUCGGACUUUUGGUGGCCUUGUUGGAAGCAAGGGAAUAUGACUUUCCAAGUUGUCCGCCCAUAA
Messenger RNA from Sclerotinia trifoliorum, 1213 nucleotides. Lineage: Eukaryota; Fungi; Ascomycota; Leotiomycetes; Helotiales; Sclerotiniaceae. The record is from the annotation of a GenBank genome assembly.